GCGGGGCUGCUGCGGUCGUCUCGGCCCGGCUCAGCGCAGCCGCUUGGCUCCUUGGCUCCGCGCAGUGGCCCGCUUUCCAGCACCUCCCGCUUAUAGAAAUGGGACGCCGGUCAUCAGACACUGAAGAAGAAAGCAGAAACAAGAGAAAAAAGAAACACCGUAGACGGUCAUCUUCCAGCAGUUCUUCAGAUAGUAGAACAUACAGCCGAAAGAAAGGUGGAAGAAAAUCAAGAUCAAAGUCUAGAUCUUGGUCCAGAGAUCUUCAGCCUCGUUCACAUUCUUAUGACAGAAGACGCAGGCAUCGGUCAAGCAGUAGCUCUUCUUAUGGCUCUAGAAGAAAACGAAGUCGAAGUCAUUCAAGGGGUCGAGGGAAAUCUUAUAGAGUUCAGAGAUCGAGGUCUAAAAGCAGAACAAGAAGGUCCAGGUCAAGACCUCAUCCACGUUCCCAUAGUCGAAGCAGUGAAAGGUCCAGUCACAGAAGAACCCGUAGUAGGUCCUGGGAUAGAGAUCGACGUAAAGGCAGAGAUAAAGAGAAAAGAGAAAAGGAUAAAGGCAAGGACAAAGAAUUGCACAUCAAACGUGGGGAAACUGGAAACAUCAAAGCUGGAUUAGAACAUCUGCCACCAGCUGAACAGGCCAAAGCCAGACUACAAUUAGUUCUUGAAGCUGCUGCAAAAGCUGAUGAAGCACUGAAGGCCAAAGAGAGAAAUGAGGAAGAAGCAAAGAGAAGAAAAGAGGAAGACCAAGCCACCCUGGUAGAACAGGUGAAAAGAGUAAAAGAAAUUGAAGCUAUUGAAAGUGAUUCUUUUGUUCAGCAGACAUUCAGAUCAAGUAAAGAAGUCAAAAAGUCAGUGGAAACUAAUGAAGUGAAACAUACAACUUCAGUAUCAGGACCAGCAUCUGUAGUUGCUGAUCCACCCAGUGUGGAAAAAGAAAUAGACCCUAGCAGCAUCCCUACUGCUAUCAAGUACCAAGAUGACAAUUCUCUGGCUCAUCCAAAUUUGUUUAUUGAAAAAGCUGAAGCUGAGGAAAAGUGGUUCAAGAGAUUAAUUGCUCUCCGACAAGAGAGAUUAAUGGGCAGUCCUGUGGCCUAAGUAAUAAUACACUGAUGGUUAAAGCAACAGUAACUUUGAAAAUUUAGGUUUUUGAAUCCCAAUAUUAACUUUUAGUCUUAAAAAGAACUUAGCUUAUUAUAUAAAAAUGUAAUAUCAUUUCAUCCUUCUGUCAUGUAGGCUUGAAUAUUCAUUGAUUUGAACUGAAUCAAACAUUGUGAAUAGCAAAACUAGAAUAAAAUUUUAAAAUGCA
Heterocephalus glaber (naked mole-rat) is the source of this 1305-nucleotide messenger RNA. NCBI's taxonomy places the organism in Eukaryota, Metazoa, Chordata, Mammalia, Rodentia, Bathyergidae. The record is from RefSeq and is a predicted model, not a curated record.